Messenger RNA from Klebsormidium nitens, 4284 nucleotides. NCBI's taxonomy places the organism in Eukaryota, Viridiplantae, Streptophyta, Klebsormidiophyceae, Klebsormidiales, Klebsormidiaceae. The record is from the annotation of a GenBank genome assembly.
GGGCUACCUGAGCGCGCGCCCGGCUCGUGCCCCCCCCCCAACCGAACCCAGCCGGCCGCUCGCUCAGAUUCUGAAUCUUACGACAUUUGAGAUUGGCGAUGAGCGGUGGCCGCGCAGCCGGGAGCUGCUGAGGGCGGGCGACGAGGCGCGGCCGAAUGAGGGGGAGGAUUCUGCCCCGCGGCCCCCCCCCCUCGUUGUGGACGGGGGAGGAUGCGGCCAGGCUUGUUGCGGCGCUGAACGAUGUGCAGCUGAAAGCGAGGGAGCGGGCCGGUGUCCUGACCAGCUGCCUGAACAAGCUGGAUCGCUGGCAAAACCAGGUUGCAAACCGCAAGAGGAAGAAAGAGAUGCAGCAGACGGGGGCGAGCGGCGGGAGCCUCAGCAGCGGCAACGCGGGCAGCGGGGCUCCUCUUGGCGGGGGGGACGCAAGCCGGGGCACCGCCCCGGGCCCUGCCAAAAAGCUGCGGACUUCGCUGGUUGACGUCGGGGCGGCGCGGCCGGCAAAGGGCAACUGGGGGUCUCCGCCUGCGGGGCGGGACUCCCCCCGGGGGGUGACGAACUCAGCCAAUACGGAGUCGGAGGAGGCGGGGGAACUAGAGUGGGAUGGAAACCGGAGCAAGAAGAAGCGGACCCGGAAGAGCGACGCCAACGGGGACGUGAGCUGGCACGAGGAGCCGUCGAGGGCGGUGGGCAACAAGGGCGAGAGCAAAACGGGGAAGGUGGGCAAAGUGUGGCUCGGGAAGAGCUCGCCGGGAGGGGGCGGUUUGAAAGGACUGGAGAAAGGCGUCGGGGGCGGGGGGGUGCCUAGCAAGAAGCGAUUUGCAGAGUCGCCCAGCAAGUAUGUGGCUCACGGCGAGGGGCAGGGGUGGCCGAGAGGGGGGGUAGAAAGAGAGGAGAAGCUCCUUCCCCCCGGGAAGGAGCGGCCGCUCGAGAGGGAGGGCGGGGUGGCGAAGGGCAUGCGAGGUCCGAGGACCGGCGUCGGGGGGCCGAACGCGGCCCAUUUGAUACGGCUCAAGUCGUUUACAAGCGAGGGGAGGAAUCAGGAGAUGGGGCAAACUCCCAGGGGGGUAGUGAAGAAGCCGCCGCCGAGUGGGCCGGUGGGGGGGGAACGGAAGAAGAGCCCACUGGGGGGGGAGAAAAAGCGCGCGGCAAGCCGGUCGCCGUCGCCAAGCCCCGGGUAUAAAAACCCGAACAAGGUGGCGCGGCUCGCGCGGACAAACAGCGCGGCGCUGAAGAUGUUGAGGGACGAGUAUAUUUACACUGCGGAGAAGCCGUUUGCCUGGGGCAAGGAGAAGAAGGGUGCGAAUGCGAAAGCGCCCCCCACCGGGGGGGACUGGCGGAAGAGCCCAAAGGGGGGGGUGCUGCUGAAGGUGGAGAAGGAGGGGCUGGUUAUCGAGGCGCCCGACGGGGCACACAUCUCGGUGCUGAAAAAGAGCCACAAAAAGGGGGGGAGCGCGCAGUAUCGGAAGGAGAUGGCGGCGAUUGCGAACCGGUUCAUGCUGGACCGGAACGCGGGGUUCGACAUGGGGGCGAUCCGCGAGGACGAGGGCGGCGCCGGAGAGUCGACGCCGAAGAAAAAGAAUUUCGCGCGGGGGGGGACCGUGAAGCGAGGAGGUCGGUCCAGCCGGCUCGGGCGGCAGUUCAACACGGGGCCGGCCGACUCGUUCGAGCCACCGAGCAGCCGGAACGGCGACGCGACACCGAGCAGUACGGAGCACGACGGGUUUAACCGGGGUUUGGAAUCGGGUUUGGACAGCUGGGGCAAGCGCAAGCGGACCACCCGGCAGGGCCCAGACCGCGCCGCAAAGAAAGUGUUCGUGGGGGGUUUGCAGGACGACUCCGAGGCGGAGUCGGACGAGGAGAUGGAGAACGAGCUGGUGGUCGCAUUCGAGACGCUGCCGCAGACGCUGCAGGAGCGGCUGAGCAGCGACUUUUGGCGGGAGGUCGAGCCGUACUUUGCGUUUCUGCGCGAGGAGGACCUCGCGUUCCUGCGCGAAAACUUCCGGGAGCUCAAGGAGGGUGACGUCGUGCUGAGCGUGCCGCGCUGCGGCGAGCACUUCCGGAAGUUAUGGGCGAACGAGGACCAGGCGGGGCGGUUCCUGUUAGAUGACAACCCUAAGACUCCGGGCCCAGAUUGCGAGGAGCCGCCAGCCGCGGAGGCCUGGCUCCAGAAGGCCGGGAAGGUGUCGCUCUCACAGCGCCUUUUAGCGGCGCUGAUCGACGUGGAGGAGCAGAUCGAGGGGGAGCAAGUGGAAAAGCAGGCUGCUUUGGCGUUGCCGCCAGCUGUCGACCCCCCCAAUCCAACGAGCCCCCCCAUAAGAGAGCCCCAAACGCACGAGGACGCAGCAGACAAAGACCCCCUUCGCAGUAAUGGGCCUUCAGAUGGGGGCCCGAUCGAUACCGUCGAAGAGCCCUGUACAUUAAUGCAAGAGGAGACGCCCGCUGAAAAGGGCGUCGGAAGCGGCGGGAAUUUCGGAGUGUCCGAGGAAUCGGCGAGCGCUAUUCCUGGGCUGCCCGAGGUUUUGACAGGCGCGGGGAACGUCCGAGGCGGAACGGGGGCUGCGGAAUCGGCGGCGGCGGAUAGCAGGGGUUUCGACGACAGGAUACAACGGUCCGCGGAGCCGGGAGUGGAGGCGUCGGCGAUCGUCGCGGAACGGGGGGGUACUGCUGACCCCCCCGAAACGGUUCAGGACCACGUGGCAAUUGUGUUAGAAAGCGACGAUGAAGAUAUGGACAUUGUGAAUGUGGUCGAGGGGGGGGUGGAGGAGAAGGCGAAGGGGCCAGAGGGCGCACCGGAGCGGAGCGCGUGGGAGCAGAAGUUUGAUGCGAUGACGUUGGAUGAGAGGAUACAGUGGGAGCUGCAGAAUAUUGGGCUGGUGGACGGGAAAGAGGAGGAGCCCGAGGCGCGCGAGGACGACCCUGUCUGCUUCGAGCUGCGGUCGCUGCAGCGGCAGUUGAGAGAGCAGCUCGACGAGGACAACGCGCGGCUCGGGGCGCUGGAACAGCGGGCAGCCGCGGAGCGCCCCAAUGAAGAGCGGGAGCGCGAGAAGUGGGCGCUGUUUCAGUUCCUGGAGAAGCUCUACGAGCGCCGCAAGGGCGCGCGGGCCGGGCUCGGCCCCGGGAGCUCCAAGGGCGGCAAGGGCGCCGCCCAGAAGAAGGUCGCCGCGAAGGAAGCCUUCCUCGCGAGCGCGCGGCGCGCGCUGCGCAAGGUCGCGGAGUUCGAGGCCGGCGCGAGCGUCGUGCCACGUGGCCUCAACCGCAAGUGGGAGGAGAAGGCGCGCGCGCCCGCGCUGGAGGACGAGGAGCCGGCCGCGACGCCGACGGACGCGGCGCGGCGCGGCCGGAAUUCCGCCGGCGGAGCUCCGUUGGCCGUCAAGGACGACCGGAAGGCGCGGCAAGUCGCAGGCGAGUACGCGGUGCAGGAGCUCCCGGUGGUGGCUAGCAAGGGCCAGCGCACGCGGAAGAAGCCGGUGAACAAGGGCAAGCGCAAGACGCCGUUCGGCGAGGUUUUGGGCGGCGCGAACGGCACGUUUGGCGGGGAGAAGGAGUUGGACUUGGAGCGUAUGCGCGAGCGCGAGGCGGACAUUUUGGCGGAGGCGCAGGCGGCAGCGGCCGCCGAGGCGGCGGCGGCGCGGGCGGAGGCCGAGCAGCAGGCGGCCGCGCUCAACAUGGGCCCCUCGAACUUUGAGGACAUGACGAUGGACUUGUCCGCGCUCCCGCUGCCCGACUUUGCAGGGUUGGGCGACGAUGCGUUUGGCGGCGGGUUUGAUAUGGACUUUGGGCUAGGAGCCGACCAGUUCAACGAGCUCGCGGAGCUAGACAAGAUUGGGUUGGACGACUUGGGCGAUAUGGGCUUCUAGCGGCGGUUAUCAGAUUACUUGUAAAUCUGCUCGAGCGUUUCGGGGAGGGUUGGGAAUAGGCACCGGUGAUGGGUAUGUUGGUGCCGGCCGUGAGGCGUCGAGCGCUGAAUAAAUGUCGAAUAUGGUCGCUGCGCCUGUAGAUUGUUGAGCUCCUUUUAAGGAAGGGCCCUUAGGUUCGGUAGAUUGAUCAAAGAACUGUUGGCUGUCCCAUGUCGCUAUUGCUGGUGAAAGCCGCUCCAGCAAUGGUGGUCCUAGUGUUUGUCUCUCGAGGUGCUUUUGCUCGGAUAAGCGACUUGGCAGUAGAAGCCCAAAGGUUUUAUGCUGAUUCAAGAGGCUUACAAGAUGUAGCAACGAGCCAGCUGGACGAGUUGAUGUAACCCAGUAAUGCGGAAGUCCCCUACUGCAAAGGGUCGAUUCUCGACGUCUA